Molecule: messenger RNA, 1821 nt
Organism: Manihot esculenta (cassava)
Lineage: Eukaryota; Viridiplantae; Streptophyta; Magnoliopsida; Malpighiales; Euphorbiaceae
Product: VAN3-binding protein
Exons: 7
Coding region: 140-1525 (461 amino acids)
Biological process (GO): leaf vascular tissue pattern formation; auxin-activated signaling pathway; phloem or xylem histogenesis
Source: RefSeq, a predicted model, not a curated record
AAAGAAAGCACAUAGGAGCUGACAUCUUAGUCAGAUUUGUCUCAUAACACCUUCCUCUAUAAAAGCAGCCACCCAACCAUUUCUCCAGUAACGACGCCACUUCAGCAAAAUACACACGCUCUCUCUCUCUUCUCUUAGAAUGGACAAACCCAUGACUGAGCCAUGGCGCCCGGACUUGGCUCUUUUCCGUCCUCCGGAGACUCCAAGUGAACCCAUGGAGUUCCUAUCUCGUUCGUGGAGUGUGUCGGCCUUUGAGGUUUCAAAAGCCCUUGCGCCGCCACAAAUGGUUCUUGCUAAGACCAUGAGUGGUUGUACUAUACAGGAGGACAUUGCUGGAGAGUUAGAGGAGAGUGCUACUGUAUCUGGGAACCCAUUUUCUUUUGCUUCCUCUGAGACCUCUCAAAUGGUCAUGGAAAGAAUCAUGUCACAGUCGCAGGAGGUGUCCCCACGCACUUCGGGCAGGCUCUCACACAGCAGCGGCCCUCUUAAUGGUUCCUUAACCGACAGCCCUCCUGUCUCUCCGUCCGAGAUAGACGACGUUAAGUAUUCCCGUCCAAAUAAUAACGUUAACACCCAGUUUCGUACGCCCUCUGUAACGCCUGGUGCUGCCAUUAGUGCCGUCGGAGGUGGUGGUGGUGGUAAGACUGUUGGUAGGUGGUUGAAGGACAGGAGAGAGAAGAAAAAGGAGGAGGCCAGGGCCCAAAAUGCCCAGCUUAACGCUGCUAUCUCUGUAGCUGGCGUCGCUGCAGCUGUUGCAGCUAUUGCUGCAGCUACCGCAGCUUCUUCUGGGAAUGGGAAGGAUGAGCAAAUGGCGAAGACUGAUAUGGCGGUGGCGUCUGCUGCCACAUUGGUUGCAGCCCAGUGCGUGGAGGCUGCGGAGGCCAUGGGGGCGGAACGCGACCACCUAGCUUCCGUUGUAAAUUCUGCUGUAAAUGUGCGGUCUCCGGGCGAUAUAAUGACAUUGACAGCCGCUGCAGCGACGGCUUUACGUGGGGCGGCAACGUUGAAGGCCAGGGCAUUGAAGGAGGUGUGGAACAUAGCAGCAGUUAUUCCUGUGGAUAAAGGAUUAGGUUUUGGAAGCGGAAAUGGUAGUUCUAAUGGCAGUUUCAGUGGUGAACUUGUGCCUGAAGAAAAUUUCCUGGGCAUCUGUAGUAGGGAAUUGCUAGCCAGAGGCUGUGAACUCCUCAAGCGAACUCGUAAAGGUGAUCUUCACUGGAAAAUAGUUUCUGUUUAUAUCAACAGAACGAAUCAGGUUAUGUUGAAGAUGAAGAGCAGACACGUUGCUGGGACCAUAACCAAAAAGAAAAAGAAUGUGGUGUUGGAGGUGAUCAAAGAUAUUCCUGCCUGGUCGGGACGCCACUUGCUCGUGGGCGGCGAGAAUAGGCGAUAUUUCGGAUUGAAAACUAUAUUGCGGGGCGUUGUCGAGUUCGAGUGCCCGAAUGAGAAGGAAUAUGAUAUGUGGACUCAGGGUGUGUCGAGGCUUCUGGCCAUAGCAGAAGAGAAGAACAAUAGACAUAGAAUUUAACUUCCAUAUGAGGGGCAAAAGCUUGGGAAUUGGGAAAGGGAAUACUGGGAUAACUGGUGUAAAUAUAUGGCCCUUUUGAACGUCAAUGUUUAUAGUGUUGGUUGGGCUAUAUAUAUAUAAAUAUAUAUUUGUUUUGUUCCUAUAUUUUGUGGAGGAGGAAAAAUGAUAGAUUUUAGUUAUAUUCAUAUUAGGGCAUCUCUUUUUGUUUAGUGGAGUGGGAAUGUGUUUUUGUUUUUGAACUGGAAAAGUAUGGCGGUUUGAAUCAAAGAAAAGCAGGAACCAUGUUAUGAAAGCAA